AUGUCAAAUCAUCAUUUAAAAGCUCUGGUACAAUAUAAUAGUCUUUUGAAAGAACAAGGACAAAUUGAUAAAGAACUCAAAAAAGAAAUCGAAAAUACCACUAAGUAUUGGCUAAAUGUUUUGAGGCGUGUGAUUGACGAUAUAUUAUUUUUAAGUGAAAGAUCAUUAGCUUUUAGAGGUACUAAUGAAAUUCUAGGCUCGCCAAACAAUGGAAACUUUCUAGGAAUAAUCGAGUUAUUGUCAAAAUAUGAUCCUUUUUUAGAAGAGCAUAUAAAAAAAUAUGGAAACUGUGGAAGUGGACAUGUUAAUUAUCUCUCGUCAACUAUCUAUGAAGAACUCAUCGAAGAAAUUGCCAAAUUAGUAUUCAGCGAAAUAUUGAUACGAUUGAAAAAAGCUAAAAUAUAUUCAAUUUCUUUAGAUGGAACAAGUGACGAAGGUCAUGUUGAUCAACUGACUUUUAUUUUUAGAUAUGUAGAGAAUAGUACGCCAGUUGAAAGAUUUCUAAAAUUUUUACCUAAUCAAGGCCACAAAGCCGUUGACAUGUUUAAUGCAUUGAUACAUUUUUUAAAAGAAAACGAUAUUGAUAUAAGCAAUUGCCGAGGUCAAUCAUAUGACAAUGCAUCGACCAUGAGUGGAAAAUUUAACGGACUUCAAGCUUUAGUAGCUAAAGAAAAUGAUUUAGCAAUAUGGAUACCCUGUGUAGGACACAGUUUGAAUUUGACUGGAGAAAAAGCUUCUGAUGCUUCGACGUCUUCAACGAAUUAUUUCAUGUUCCUUCAAUCUAUUUACGUGUUUUUUUCAGCUUCAGAUUGGCGUUAG
Messenger RNA from Cyphomyrmex costatus, 819 nucleotides. RefSeq names its product zinc finger MYM-type protein 1-like. The transcript has a single exon. NCBI's taxonomy places the organism in Eukaryota, Metazoa, Arthropoda, Insecta, Hymenoptera, Formicidae. The coding region runs from base 1 to 819 and encodes 272 amino acids. The record is from RefSeq and is a predicted model, not a curated record.